UCAUGUGAUCAUUCGGUUAGUCAGCUGGGCGUAAUACCUUGUGCAUAGCUACUAGCUAGCUGUCAGGGAAGACCAUGGCGAUAUUUAGCGUGUAUGUUGUUAAUAAAGCCGGGGGGCUUAUUUAUCAGUUUGACAACUACGUUCCAAGAGCUGAAGCAGAAAAAACGUUCAGCUUCCCUUUGGAUUUGGUGUUAAAGAUCCACGACGAGAAAGUUGUCGUUUCCUUUGGCCAACGAGAUGGCAUCCGUGUGGGGCAUGCAGUACUGUCUAUUAAUGGCGUGGAUGUAAACGGCAAAUUUACGGCGGAUGGAAAAGAGAUAAUCGAGUAUCUUAAGGACUCGGCAAACUAUCCGGUUUCCAUUCGAUUCGGCAGAGCUCGGCUGACCUCCAACGAGAAGCUGAUGUUGGCUUCAAUGUUUCACUCACUUUUCGCCAUUGGCUCACAGCUGUCACCGGAGGCUGGGAGUUCAGGCAUUGAAAUGCUCGAGACGGAUACUUUUAAACUGCACUGCUUUCAGACUCUUACGGGUAUAAAGUUCAUAGUGAUGGCAGACCCUCGGCAGGCUGGCAUUGAUGCCCUCCUGCGGAAGAUCUAUGAGAUCUACUCCGACUUCGCUCUGAAGAACCCCUUCUACUCGCUGGAGAUGCCCAUCAGGUGCGAGCUCUUUGACCAGAAUCUGAAGAGUGCGUUGGAGAUAGCAGAGAAAGCUGGAACAUUUGGUCCUGGUUCUUGAGAGGGAAGAUCUUUUUUUAAACUGCUGCAGAGUGUAUGGAAGCCCAGUCCUUCAUUGUGGGAGGUUUCCUCUGAUGCUCCUGUGUCAUGGGCCAGUCAUUUACAUUUGAGAACUUCCAUGUUUUAUAAUUAAAUAUGACACAGCAGGAAGGAAAUAAGACUUGGGCUGUGUCACAUGACCUCAAAACAUGACCACAUCCUGUUUUGAAGGGCUGUUUCCUCAACUGUGCGACCAAGUGACAUAAGAUACUAUUUGAUUGGCAGCCAACAAAUAUUUGGUUUAAGGUAAAGCGUUUGAAAAAUCACUUGUGGUCUUGAGAUUUGUAAAUAUUUCAGCUGUUGCAUGUUUAUUUGCCAUUGUACUGUGUUUAAACUGCUAACGGCAUACUUGUCCUGUGGGUGGUACCAUCAUUGCUACAUGUCCACCUAAUGAUGUACAGUAAUUAUUUCAAAAGUCCUGUAAAGGUAUAAAGAAACUUAAUACAUUAAAUAUUGAUGUUAUUUUCAAAGUAAAAAAGCAAACUACACAAUA
This is a messenger RNA of Conger conger (European conger), 1265 nucleotides long. RefSeq names its product trafficking protein particle complex subunit 4 (gene trappc4). The transcript is spliced from 5 exons. Gene Ontology annotation, biological process: endoplasmic reticulum to Golgi vesicle-mediated transport. Lineage: Eukaryota; Metazoa; Chordata; Actinopteri; Anguilliformes; Congridae. Bases 75 to 734 code for a protein of 219 amino acids. The record is from RefSeq and is a predicted model, not a curated record. Gene Ontology annotation, cellular component: TRAPP complex.